AUGCGAGGAUUGGGGCCUCCCGAACGUAAACCUUGUGGAAAGUUACUUGCAGCAGCAGGGCGCACGAGGGCGCGGGCAGCAGCAGAGCGCACGAGGGCGCAGGCAGACCAGAGCGCACAAGGGCGCGGGCAGCAGCAGGGCGCACGAGGGCGCGGACAGCAGCAGAGCGCACGAGGGCGCAUGCAGACCAGAGCGCACAAGGGCGCGGGCAGCAGCAGGGCGCACGAGGGCGCGGACAGCAGCAGAGCGGCAACGGGCAGCACAGGAACGGGCAGCAAUGGGCGGCAACGGGCAGCAACAGGCGGCAACAGGCAGCACAGGCACGAGCAGCAACGGGCGGCAACUGGCAGCACAGGCACGGGCACCAACGGGCGGCAACAGGCAGCACAGGCACGGGCAGCAACGGGCGGCAACGGGCAGCGCAGGCAAAGGCAGCAACAGGCAGCAACGGGCAGCAUAGGCACGGGCAGCAACGGGAAGCACAGGCACGGGCAGCAACUGGCGGCAACGGGCAGCACAGGCACGGGCAGCAACGGGCGGCAACAGGCAGCACAGGCACGGGCAGCAACGGGCGGCAACAGGCAGCACAGGCACGGGCAGCAACAGGCAGCACAGGCACGGGCAGCAACGGGCGGCAACAGGCAGCACAGGCACAGGCAGCAACAGGCAGCAACGAGCAGCACAGGCACAAGCAGCAACGGGCGGCAACAGGCAGCACAGGCACGGGCAGCAACAGGCAGCAACGGGCAGCACAGGCACGGGCAGCAACGGGCAGCACAGGCACGGGCAGCAACGGGCGGCAACGGGCAGCACAGGCACGGGCACCAACGGGCGGCAACAGGCAGCACAGGCACGGGCAGCAACGGGCGGCAACGGGCAGCGCAGGCACAGGCAGCAACAGGCAGCAACGGGCAGCACAGGCACGGGCAGCAACGGGAAGCACAGGCACGGGCAGCAACGGGCAGCAACGGGCAGCACAGGCACGGGCAGCAACGGGCGGCAACAGGCAGCACAGGCACAGGCAGCAACGGGCGGCAACAGGCAGCACAGGCACGGGCAGCAACAGGCAGCACAGGCACGGGCAGCAACGGGCGGCAAUAG
Closterium sp. NIES-65 is the source of this 1101-nucleotide messenger RNA. The record is from the annotation of a GenBank genome assembly. NCBI's taxonomy places the organism in Eukaryota, Viridiplantae, Streptophyta, Zygnematophyceae, Desmidiales, Closteriaceae.